Messenger RNA from Phyllostomus discolor (pale spear-nosed bat), 1461 nucleotides. RefSeq names its product delta 4-desaturase, sphingolipid 2 (gene DEGS2). Lineage: Eukaryota; Metazoa; Chordata; Mammalia; Chiroptera; Phyllostomidae. Gene Ontology annotation, molecular function: sphingolipid delta-4 desaturase activity. Bases 90 to 1061 code for a protein of 323 amino acids. Gene Ontology annotation, biological process: sphinganine metabolic process; ceramide biosynthetic process. The record is from RefSeq and is a predicted model, not a curated record. The transcript has 3 exons. Gene Ontology annotation, cellular component: membrane.
CCGCGAACUCAUCUCGCACGCCGGGGACCCAGCGACAGGUGGAGUGGAGCCGAGCCGUGCCCGGUCCCCGACGCGCUCCCGGGCUCGCCAUGGGCAACAGCGCGGGCCGCAGCGACUUCGAGUGGGUGUACACCGACCAGCCGCACACGCAGCGCCGCAAGGAGAUGCUCGCCAAGUACCCCGCCAUCAAGGCCCUGAUGCGGCCGGACCCUCAGCUCAAGUGGACGGUUACGGGGAUGGUGCUGGCGCAGCUGCUGGCCUGCUGGCUGGUGCGGGGGCUGGCGUGGCGCUGGCUGCUCUUCUGGGCCUACGCCUUCGGCGGCUGCGUGAACCACUCGCUGACGCUGGCCAUCCACGACAUCUCGCACAACGCCGCCUUCGGCACGGGCCGCGCCGCCCGCAACCGCUGGUUCGCCGUCUUCGCCAACCUGCCCGUGGGCGUGCCCUAUGCCGCCUCCUUCAAGAAGUACCACGUGGACCACCACCGCUACCUGGGCGGGGACGGGCUGGACGUGGACGUGCCCACGCGCCUGGAGGGCUGGUUCUUCUGCACGCCGGCCCGCAAGCUGCUCUGGCUGGCGCUGCAGCCCCUGUUCUACUCGCUCCGGCCGCUCUGCGUGAACCCCAAGGCUCUCACCCGCAUGGAGGUGUACAACGCCCUGGUCCAGCUGGCCGCUGACCUGACCAUCUUUGCCCUCUGGGGGCUCAAGCCCGUGGUCUACCUCCUGGCCAGCUCCCUGCUGGGCCUGGGUCUGCACCCCAUCUCGGGCCACUUCGUGGCUGAGCACUACAUGUUCCUCAAGGGCCACGAGACCUACUCCUACUACGGGCCCCUCAACUGGAUCACCUUCAACGUGGGCUACCACAUGGAGCACCACGACUUCCCCAGCAUCCCUGGCUGCAACCUGCCCCUGGUGCGGAAGAUGGCGCCCGAGUACUACGACCACCUGCCGCAGCACCACUCGUGGGUGAAGGUGCUCUGGGACUUCGUGUUCGAGGACUCCCUGGGGCCCUACGCCAGGGUGAAGCGCGUGUGCAAGCUGGCGGGGGACCGCCUGUGAGCCGGACCCGCUGGCGCCGGGAGUGGACGCCGUGCCGUGCCCUGCCCGGCUGGCCGCCCGGCCCCGCCCCGCCCCCCUGCUGCAGAGCUGGCUGCCGGCGCUCCCCUGGGCUGAGUGCCCAGAACGGGUUUGGCUGCAUUUGGUCCCCGAACUCUGAGCUGCUGCUUGUGUCCCGGGUCCCUGGCACCGCCAGGGUGUGUGUGGGGGGGUGGAGGUGGCGGGCACUGGUGCCUCCUGGAGAAGCUCCGUCUGCCCGUGGACUUGCCGAUGACCUUGGGCCAGGCCCGCCCUUCUGGGGCCUGGCAGGGAUGGCCUGCCCUGCCUGCUCUGUGCCCCGCCCCCUCGGGCUCCUUUGUCAGGUGUCCCCGUGCCCUAAAUUAAACGAGCAUUUGUUUCCACA